UCCCCCUCAUUUCCCCCAAUCCAAUCCAUCCACUGUCUCUCUCUCUCUAGAACUUCCUCUCUCUAUCAGUUUCUCUCUCUACAUCCAUCUCCAUCUUCUCUCUCUAGAAAAAUGCGUGAGAUCUUGCAUAUUCAGGGUGGCCAAUGCGGCAACCAGAUCGGAGCCAAGUUCUGGGAGGUCGUUUGCGCCGAGCACGGCAUCGACUCAACGGGUCGCUACCAAGGCGACAACGAUCUCCAACUCGAGCGAGUCAAUGUCUACUACAACGAGGCCAGUUGUGGGAGGUUCGUCCCACGCGCCGUCCUCAUGGACCUUGAACCAGGCACGAUGGACAGCGUCAGAUCGGGACCCUACGGUCAGAUCUUCCGGCCGGACAACUUCGUGUUUGGGCAGUCCGGUGCGGGCAACAAUUGGGCUAAAGGUCACUACACUGAGGGCGCUGAGCUCAUCGACUCGGUCCUCGAUGUGGUUCGCAAGGAGGCCGAGAACUGCGACUGUCUUCAAGGGUUUCAGGUUUGCCAUUCGUUGGGUGGUGGAACUGGCUCAGGAAUGGGAACCCUUCUUAUUUCCAAGAUUAGGGAAGAGUACCCGGAUCGAAUGAUGCUCACUUUUUCUGUAUUUCCAUCACCAAAGGUGUCUGACACUGUUGUUGAGCCUUACAAUGCAACCCUCUCAGUCCACCAACUUGUUGAGAAUGCAGACGAGUGCAUGGUUCUUGACAAUGAAGCUCUCUAUGACAUAUGUUUCCGAACCCUAAAACUCACCACACCCAGCUUUGGAGACCUGAAUCACCUGAUUUCUGCCACCAUGAGUGGUGUAACUUGCUGUCUUCGUUUCCCUGGUCAACUUAACUCUGAUCUCCGUAAACUUGCUGUCAACCUCAUCCCAUUCCCUCGGUUGCAUUUCUUCAUGGUAGGGUUUGCUCCACUCACAUCUCGUGGGUCACAGCAAUACCGGGCCCUUACUGUUCCUGAGCUCACCCAGCAGAUGUGGGAUGCCAAGAACAUGAUGUGUGCUGCUGAUCCCCGUCAUGGCCGAUACUUAACUGCUUCAGCCAUGUUCCGUGGCAAGAUGAGCACUAAAGAAGUUGAUGAGCAGAUGAUUAAUGUGCAAAACAAGAAUUCUUCCUACUUUGUUGAGUGGAUACCAAACAAUGUGAAGUCUACUGUCUGUGAUAUCCCUCCAACUGGUCUGAAAAUGGCAUCGACCUUCAUUGGGAACUCCACCUCGAUUCAAGAAAUGUUCCGGAGGGUGAGCGAGCAGUUCACAGCUAUGUUUCGCAGGAAGGCUUUCUUGCAUUGGUACACUGGAGAGGGCAUGGAUGAGAUGGAAUUCACAGAGGCCGAGAGCAACAUGAACGACUUGGUUUCCGAGUACCAGCAGUACCAAGAUGCUACUGCAGAUGAGGAAGGUUACGAUUACGAAGAUGAAGAGGAGGAAAUUCAGGAGGCCUAAAGUUCUCCAGCCUCUUAUUGUUGCAAUUCUGUUGCAGAUUUUAUGUUUUUUUUUUUUUUUUU
Molecule: messenger RNA, 1517 nt
Organism: Cornus florida
Lineage: Eukaryota; Viridiplantae; Streptophyta; Magnoliopsida; Cornales; Cornaceae
Product: tubulin beta-1 chain
Exons: 3
Coding region: 112-1455 (447 amino acids)
Biological process (GO): mitotic cell cycle; microtubule cytoskeleton organization
Cellular component (GO): cytoplasm; microtubule
Molecular function (GO): GTPase activity; GTP binding; structural constituent of cytoskeleton
Source: RefSeq, a predicted model, not a curated record